ACGAGAUUACAUCGAAACUACUACUCCUUGUAUCAGAUUCUCAGUUCUUGCAUUCAAAUACUAUUAAUAAAUCUUCGAAAUCAAUAUUCACACCAUUAUUGCAAAACAUUGAUCAGUUAUCACAAACCGAAACUUGAUAAAAUGAUACCUGUUUACAUUCUUGUUUUCAUACUGUCAACUUCUUUAUUUCCCGCAGGAUUCUCCGACAUAACAACCGAUGGAGCUGCCUUGCUCCGCUUUAGAGACGCGGUUAGAGGCCGUACUCUUCUUUGGAACACGUCGGAAUCCACCCCGUGUUCAUGGAGAGGCAUUACAUGUGACCCUGGUAACAAUAAUGUCAUCCAACUACGCCUUCCUGCUGCUGGUUUAUCGGGUGAAAUUCCAGUUAAUACUGUUGGAAAUUUAAGUAAUCUUCGUGUACUGAGUCUCCGAAAAAAUACUCUUUCUGGUGCACUCCCGGAAGAUUUAGGCUCAUGCACCGAGUUACGGUCUCUGAAUUUAGAAGAAAAUACGUUUUCUGACAGCAUCCCGGUCAGUUUGUUUAGUCUGAAUAAACUCGUUCGUUUAAGUUUAUCGAAUAAUAAUCUGUCAGGAGAUUUCUCCUCGGAGUUUAACAAAUUGAAUCAGCUGAAAACGUUGUUAUUGGGAAAUAAUCAACUCACAGGGUCACUUCCGGAGUUGAAUGAUCUUAGCGGACUUUCAAAUUUUAGUGUUGCUUUUAACAAUUUGACGGGGUCUAUUCCAAGUUUUUUUCGGAGAUUUUCUUCGGAUGCAUUUAUCGGGAACUCACUGUGUGGAUCCCCUUUGAAUUCUUGUGAAGACGGAUCAGAGCUUUCUAAUGGAGCCAUUGGGGGAAUUGUUGUAGGUUCAGUGACUGCAUUACUUGUGGUUCUUGUUCUUUCGUUUCUUUUACUACGAAAAUAUAGGAUAAGUCCGCAAUCUGCUACACCCUCACCAGAGAUUCUGCCUGAAAUUCGAUCACGGAGUUCAAGACAGGCGACAGAAAAUAGGGGAGUUGAUGAUGGGGUUUCCAGGUCAGUGAAUUCAGAAGAUAGUAGUGGAAAUAAGGGGUUGGUUUUCUUUAAAGAGAAAAUGAAUGUUUUUGGUUUUGAAGAUCUGUUGAGAGCUUCAGCUGAGGUCAUGGGAAAGGAUAGUAAACUUGGGUCAACAUAUAAAGCAUAUCUAGAUGGUGGGAUUGUAGUAGUUGUUAAGAGAUUGAAAAAUGUGGGUGUUUCUAUAGAGGAGUUUACCGAAAAUGUUGAGAAAUUGGGAGAUUUGGACCAUGAAAAUCUGGUUUCUCCCCGGGGAUACUUCUGUGGGAGGGAAGAGAAGCUUCUGGUUUAUGAGUACAUGCCAAUGGGAAGCUUGUCUGCUGUUUUGCACGGAACUAGAGAGGCAGCAAAGCAAGAAUUGAAUUGGGAAGUUCGAACAAGAAUAGCUUUCCAAGUUGCCCUUGCCAUCAAACACCUCCAUUCCAAUGACAUAAUCCACGGAAACAUCAAAUCAUCUAACAUUCUACUCAAAGACCGUGAAUACAAUGCGUGUGUCUCUGAGUUCGGGAUCACACAGCUCCAUUCUGCCAACUCUCCCCUCAGCUCUGCUGGCUAUAUAGCACCUGAAGUGACAAAGUACAAUGAGGUUUCCCAACAAGCUGAUGUCUACAGUUUUGGUGUUCUCCUAAUAGAAUUGUUGCUGGGCAGAGCCCCGAUGAAUACUAUCACCAGGGCGAAACUCAACUUGCCUAAGAUAGGUAGUUCAAUGGCUGAAGGGAAAUUGGAACUUGACGUCUUUGAUCCAGAACUCAUCAAGAACAGCAGCAUUAAGGAGAAGAUUUUCCAGUUUUUGUUUGUCGCGAUUUCGUGCACCACUCAAGACCCCGAGGGACGCCCAUCCAUGGACAAAGUCACAGGACUUCUAAAGAGCAUUCAUUUAUUCUCAAGACAAGAAUCUUAACUGUAUACAUACUGUAAAUAACAUUAGAAAAGUAUCGGAUUAGUCCUCUUGGAAAAAAUAUUGAUUAUAUUUUACCACUAUCUUAGUACCUGUGUAUUUGAGUUAUAUUAACAUUUAUAUACAAUUGAUGUACAUUUUCAAGUACAUCAUUUUUUUUUAA
Messenger RNA from Daucus carota subsp. sativus, 2113 nucleotides. Its product is annotated as probable inactive receptor kinase RLK902. Gene Ontology annotation, molecular function: protein kinase activity; ATP binding; protein binding. The record is from RefSeq and is a predicted model, not a curated record. Lineage: Eukaryota; Viridiplantae; Streptophyta; Magnoliopsida; Apiales; Apiaceae. The coding region runs from base 142 to 1953 and encodes 603 amino acids. Gene Ontology annotation, biological process: protein phosphorylation. The transcript has 2 exons.